Molecule: messenger RNA, 426 nt
Organism: Rotaria sp. Silwood2
Lineage: Eukaryota; Metazoa; Rotifera; Eurotatoria; Philodinida; Philodinidae
Source: the annotation of a GenBank genome assembly
AUGGGAUUAAAGGUAUGUGUGACCAUUUCUUCAUCUCGAGAUUCUGAUUCCCAUGAAAACUUUGGUUUUCAUUUUCGUCCCGGUAGUCAAACUACAUGGUCAUCAAAAUUAUGUCAAAAUCAAACUUUAGCUCAAUCAUAUUUGAAUUAUACCCGACAACUUAUAACUACUCUUGAAACAAAUGGUUCCUAUACUCAAGUUCUUCAGAAACGUGCUCAAGCAAUAGCUUACUUAAAAAAUGAUAAUAAUACAGAACUUCUUUCAUCGAAUUGCAGUCAAUUUUUUGCUGGUCUCAAAGAUGCUCAAAAACUUGAUGCACAAGCUCUAUUACAACAAAAAAGAUACGAAGACAAUGCUGUUCGUCUCUACAAACAAAUUUUUCAAUCACUGCUUGGCUUUCGUUUUGUUUUAGAUGAUGCUUUCUAA